Molecule: messenger RNA, 714 nt
Organism: Plasmodium cynomolgi strain B
Lineage: Eukaryota; Apicomplexa; Aconoidasida; Haemosporida; Plasmodiidae
Exons: 1
Source: RefSeq, a predicted model, not a curated record
GUUCAUUUACUAAUUACGAAAAUCAAUUGUCUUGCGAACAGGAUAAAGAGGUUGAAUUAAACGCAAUUCUUACCGGUAAUUGUGAUGGUUUUACUAGUUCACUUUUAAAAUCGACUAAAUGUGAAUCUGUUUCUGCAUGCAGGGCAGUUGAAAAAUUUUUAAAUAAUUUACAAUUAAAUCAUGAUCCUUCUUAUACUGAAAAUGGAUUCAAAUAUAUGUACUAUUGGUUAUAUGCUGAUGUACUGAAUAGUGAUCCAAGCCAUAUCGAAAUGGUUGAAUUGUAUAAGAAACUGAUUGAUCAAUACGACACUUCUACCAUAUAUGAAAAAUAUAAAAAUCAAUUGAACGAGAAAAAAUCCGAAAAUCUUAUAAACCUUUUUACUUUAUAUAAUAAUUUUAAUAAAGUUGAAGUUCAUUCUACACCUAAUGCAGAAAAAUGUGACUGUGCUAAAAAAUGCGCUAUCACAUAUAUGGAUUACAUAGUUCAAUGUCAUAAUGAUAAUGACCAAGAUUUUUGUAAUGAAUUAGAAAACUUUCGAUUAAGAUAUAAUAAUCGUCUCAAAUCAAUAGAAAAUUGCAAUGAAUUAAAAGAAUUACCAUCAUUCCAAGGAUCUUCACUAGCUGCUACCAUUUCACUCCCAGUUUCUAUAAUGUCAAUAAUAUCAUUCUUUUCAUUUAUUACGUACAAGGUUGGUAUAUUUUUUGUACAAAAUU